Messenger RNA from Cyclopterus lumpus (lumpfish), 2491 nucleotides. RefSeq names its product family with sequence similarity 117 member Ab (gene fam117ab). The transcript is spliced from 8 exons. The coding region runs from base 558 to 1724 and encodes 388 amino acids. The record is from RefSeq and is a predicted model, not a curated record. Lineage: Eukaryota; Metazoa; Chordata; Actinopteri; Perciformes; Cyclopteridae.
GGUGGUGGAGGUGUUUGGAGUUAAGACAAGAAAGCGUCGAUGGGAAAAUAAGUGUGGUCACCUCGCGACUUUCCGGGCCAUUAAAAUACUCUCCAGCCCGAAAAACUCAAAUGAAGUACACUUCCAGGUUUUCUCAGAAGACGUAGGAGUUCUCGUUAAAGUAACUUUUUAAAACUGGAGCCGCUUCCUUGUUCGACAACGGGGUGAAAUAUCUCAACAUCCUCACAAAGAAACUUUGCUUGCUAAGCUGCUAACUCGCACACUAGACAGAAAAGAAGUAUGAUCACCGCCGAAGACUUUGUCACGCGCCAUCUGUAACGUCUCAUCGCUCGAGCUCAGCGUUACCGGCGAUUGUAUUUACUCGGAAAUGAUAUCUAGAGGACCGAAGACUGACUUUUGUAACGGUUUUUAGUAGCCAUCAUCAGCAGUGGAGGAAGGGUUGCAGCUGGUCAUUUAGCCACCACCACCACCACCACCAGACCUCCACCAGGCAGCACCUCCACUGUUGUGUUACAGUUCGUUAGGAGCCAAGUAGUCCCAGAUUAGUUUCUGCUAAAAUGUCUGGUCGAAAUGGAGUCGGGCAGAUCCGGGGAGCUACUUUAGGUCCACAACCCCUAAAGGCGACUAUUCCCUAUCAGCUGACCAGCAUGGCUCGACCACACCGGAGAGAUGGCAAGUCAGCUGGAAAGCCCAAACCACAACAGCUGAGCUCUGGCAUGAGGCGGACAAUGUCUCUUGAUGCCAUCAUCGGGCCGUACCUGCAGGGACACUGGCCCAAAGAACCAGAGGGUCAGAGCCGCCUGUCUCGCAAGGACAAGUCUACCCAGACCCCAGACACGUGGUCCGAUAAAUCCGAGAGCAGGAGAGGUAGCAGCAGCCACAAACGAUCGGCAUCAUGGGGCAGCGCUGAGCAUCUGCGAGAGAUCGCAAAACUAAAACAACAGCUGCAGCAGCGCAGCAAACCUGCAGUCUCAGGGGGGCAUGACAAAGACCGCCAGCGUGGAUAUCCUCAAGGGAGCUGUAGCCUAGGAACUAACCAGACUCAGCCCAUUUCCAUCCCCCUUGCUCCCCUGUCUACAUUGGUCCCUCGACUGCGCUGCAGUGUGGAGGGCCUCAACCAGGAGCUGGAAGGCAUGUUCAUCUGCCAGCCUCUGCAUCCUCCGCACAGGCUCCUUGAGGUUCCAGACGGUCACCGGGCUCCGGUCCCUCCGCAGAGCUGCAGCAGUGGAUCUCAGAGUGACAUGGCCACCACACCUUUUUCCUCAUCUUCUUCCUUCUCCUCUUCCUCGUACUCCUCCUCAUCCAGCUCCUCUCCAACAAACAUCUCCACCUCCCCACCCCACCUCGAAGAUGCACCACUGGAUCUGCACCAAGACGGUGCAGAGAUGUGCCUCCUGUCUCCGUUCUCCUCCCAGAAUGAGGCAGAUGUCUCCCUGCCUCUGCUGAUGUCGUCCUCCCCAGGGCCCAACAAGAGUUGCUGCUUCCAGAGAGAGCCACCGGAGGGCUGCGAAAAGAUCAGAGUCUGGGAGGAAACCAGUACUCCACGCCAACAUAAGCCAGCCCUCCUCUCCUCCUGCCCAGACCCCAACAAGGUAAACUUCACGCCCCAUGGGGGCUCAGCCUUCUGCCCUGUAAGCCUCCUCAAGCCCCUGCACCCCUCCAUGGACCUGUUGUUCCGCAGCCUUGCCGUCUCUCCAGCAGGCAGUUGCUCGGGCCAUGAAUGAAGCGCCUGCCAGGCAACGUCCUUUGGCAACCGGGCAGCUCCUCCAGAUCCUCCCUCCGCCACCUCUGUGAUGGGAGAAAGCUCUGGUGGGGGUCUCGCUUUCUGAUUACAGCUGCCGAGGCAUAAGGCAAAAAUAUUUCAGUGAUCUGGGACAGAUUUGUUGAUGUCGCUUUAUUUUAGAAAAGGACCAUCCCUUUUCUAUCCAGAUUUAAAGUAAUCUUAUGUUUAAAAAUAAUAUUGGAUAAAAAAAUAUAUUAUCUUACUCGUACGCAAUCCAAUGGAUAUGCUUUAUGAGCUACUUGUUUUUGGUGUCCGGGCAUUGUGAUACUUCUAAAUUAAGGCAUUUCUGUCAUUUCAUAAUCCAAAGAUUUCUAUUUUUGGCCAAACACAAGUGUGAGAUACAGGGCUGUCUUAUUCUUCUCCUUACUCUGAAAUGAGGUUUGUUGGCUGACUGAUCCCCUCACAUGCUUCACAUAUUUCUCUUUCCCCAAAGAAGCUAUGACACAUACUUAUAUGAUACUGUUUUUUAAACUCUGACCGCAGUGCGUCAUCUCUGUUCAAAAUGUUAGGCGUCUGGGUCAAGUAAGAAAAACCCUUCCCGGAUAAAUUUGCUUGUUUUUAAGUAUUCAAAGAUAUUUAUCUGCAAUUAUUUUUACCUAACUUGACCGUGCACCUGUUGCUGGUGUACAAAGCACGACAAAUCAGUUGGGUAUUUUUUAUAUACCUGAUUAAAAAAAAAUAUAUAUAUAUAUAUAUAUAUUAAAAAAA